Molecule: messenger RNA, 1476 nt
Organism: Cyphellophora attinorum
Lineage: Eukaryota; Fungi; Ascomycota; Eurotiomycetes; Chaetothyriales; Cyphellophoraceae
Product: Cell division control protein 3
Exons: 3
Coding region: 1-1476 (491 amino acids)
Biological process (GO): cytoskeleton-dependent cytokinesis
Cellular component (GO): microtubule cytoskeleton; septin ring; cytosol
Molecular function (GO): GTPase activity; GTP binding; molecular adaptor activity
Source: RefSeq, a predicted model, not a curated record
AUGGUGGUCAUCACGGAUUUCAUCAACCUAUCCAGCGCUGAGACCGUCGCAAUGAAUCCCUCCAGAAGUGCAUCUACUGACGAAUCUGAACCAGCCGCCGUUGCAAAUGGCAGCCCGCUAGCCAAAGCACCCUCUCCACCCGUCGCCAAUGGCAAAGCGACCGCACCCCUCGUCAGCCAGAGCAACCCUCACGGCUCGGGUGUUGCUCAGACCGUCUCGUCGAAAGACCCCAAAGCUGCGGCUGCCGCAGCUAGCGACAUGCGCAAUGUCGUUCGCCGGAAGUUGACAGGCUACGUCGGCUUUGCCAAUCUGCCCAACCAAUGGCACCGCAAGAGUGUUCGCAAGGGCUUCAACUUCAACGUCAUGGUAGUCGGCGAAUCCGGCCUCGGCAAGUCGACCCUCGUCAACACUCUCUUCAACACGUCCCUCUACCCUCCUCGCGAGCGCAAAGGACCCAGUCUCGACAUCAUCCCGAAGACGGUCUCCAUCCAAUCUAUCAGCGCAGACAUUGAAGAGAACGGCGUCAGACUCAGAUUGACAGUCGUUGAUACACCGGGCUUCGGAGACUUUGUCAACAACGAUGAUUCGUGGCGUCCCAUCAUCGAAAAUAUUGAGCAGAGAUUUGAUGCCUACCUCGAAGCCGAGAACAAGGUUAACCGUAUGAACAUUGUCGACAACCGUGUCCAUGCUUGUGUCUACUUCAUUCAACCCACAGGCCACUCGCUGAAGCCUCUGGACAUCGAAGUCAUGCGCCGCCUCCAUACUAAGGUCAACCUCAUUCCUGUCAUCGCAAAGGCCGACACUUUGACCGAUGAAGAGAUUGCCUCAUUCAAGGCGAGAAUUCUGAGCGACGUCCAGCAUCACUCGAUUCAGAUAUUCGAGGGCCCUCGCUACGAACUCGAUGACGAAGAGACCAUUGCCGAGAACAACGAGAUCAUGUCCAAGGUGCCAUUCGCAGUCGUGGGCGCCAAUUACGAAGUCACGAACCCAGAAGGACGCAAGGUCCGUGGUCGUCGCUAUCCUUGGGGCAUCAUUGAAGUCGACAACGAAGACCACUGCGACUUCGUCAAGCUGCGACAGAUGCUGAUCCGCACGCACAUGGAAGAGCUGAAGGAGCACACCAACAACUCUCUGUAUGAGGCCUACCGGUCAGACAAGCUCAUCCAGAUGGGCGUCUCGCAAGAUCCAAGUGUCUUCAAGGAGGUCAACCCGGCGGUCAAGCAGGAAGAGGAGCGCACACUUCACGAGCAGAAGCUAGCCAAGAUGGAAGCCGAGAUGAAGAUGGUGUUCCAGCAGAAGGUCAGUGAGAAGGAGAGCAAGCUGCAACAGAGCGAAGAAGAGCUAUUUGCCCGCCAUCGCGAAAUGAAGGACCAGCUCGAACGUCAACGACAGGAGCUGGAGGAGAAGAAAUCUCGCAUCGAGCAAGGCCGACCGAUCGAGGAGAAGGGCAAGAGAAAGGGCUUCUCUCUCCGAUAA